Messenger RNA from Malassezia globosa CBS 7966, 2658 nucleotides. RefSeq lists its product as uncharacterized. Gene Ontology annotation, cellular component: plasma membrane. Gene Ontology annotation, molecular function: calcium-activated cation channel activity. NCBI's taxonomy places the organism in Eukaryota, Fungi, Basidiomycota, Malasseziomycetes, Malasseziales, Malasseziaceae. The record is from RefSeq and is a predicted model, not a curated record. The transcript has a single exon. Bases 1 to 2658 code for a protein of 885 amino acids.
AUGAUCAAACAGCGCAACGCGCUGAUUUUGAUUUUAUCAUGCUUGGCUUUGCCAGUGUUAGCUGCCGAAGAUGAUGAAAUGAGAGACUCCUCGACAUCUUCUAUCAUUUCGGCCAUCGUGUAUGCCUUGAUUUUAGCAGGCAUUUUCAUGGUAGUAUUCCUUUACCUUCGCCCACGGUAUCCGGCCAUUUAUCAACCAAAGACGUACCGUGCUCUUCCUGCGAGUAGGAAUACACAGCCGUUACCUAAAGGCACAUUUAAUUGGAUCCCCUCGUUCCUGAGUGUGCCUGACCACGAAAUUCUGAGGAUCAAUGGGCUGGAUGCGUACUCAUUUAUAUGGUUCAUCGUGCUCAUGCUGCGCAUUUUCGUACCCAUAUGGAUUUUGUCUUGGAUCGUGCUCAUGCCUCUUUACGCGGCCGAUUUGCCAGUCAACUCAGGUUCCGACCCGGUUGGUAGGGGUAAAGGCUUCAACAUGUUCACGUUCGGCAACGUGAUUAAUGAGAAUAAUCAGCAGCAGAAGCGGAGUGCUGGCGUUCUUAUUCUUCAUUACAUCUUUAUGGCUUGGUUUAUUUUCAAUAUUCACGAUGUCAUGACCCAUUUCAUCAAGCUACGGAAGGAAUUCCUAACUUCACCGGAUCAUCGAAACACGAAUCAGGCCAAGACAUUCCUCGUCACUAGUGUACCCAAUCAAUAUCUCAGUGAGACUAAAAUAAAGCAGCUCUAUGAGAAUUUGCCAGGUGGUAUCAAGAGGGUCUGGAUCAACCGUAACCUGAAGGAGUUACCAAAGCUCGUGGAAAAUCGAGACAAGUUGGCCAACAAGCUGGAGGGUGCUGUGUCGAAGCUUAUAGCCACUGCAGCCAAGAAAGUCAAAAAAGGUAAAGUUGAAGCGGUAGCACUGCCCGAAGGCAGCGAGCCCUCACUAGAUGUGGCAGACCGUUAUGUGCCAGAAAAAAAGCGUCCUAAGCACCGUCUUGGGAAGAUUCCUUGUAUCGGCGAAAAGGUCGAUACUAUCAACUACAGCCGUGAAGAACUGCCUCGGAUGAAUCGGGAAAUUGAAGACAUACGUCAGAAUGUUAUUAACGACUAUGAGACUUACCCUCCCGAAAGCAGUGCUUUUGUCCUUUGCAACACGAUGCAAGGUGCCUAUACUGGCGCAAGUUUCCGUCCUGUUGAGAACAAAAGCCAAAUGGACAAGAGUUAUGUGGAGGUGCAUCCGGAUGACAUUGUGUGGGAGAACAUGAGCUUCAACCCUUAUGAACGCAAGCUACGAACUUGUGCUUGCUGGGGUGUUACUUGGCUGACUGUGAUUUUCUGGGCUAUUCCAGUGGCUCUUGUGUCUUUGUUUUCGAACGUCGAUUACAUGUCAGAGAAGAUUGGCUUCUUGGGCUGGAUCAAACAAAUUCCAUCAGUUCCUCUUGGUAUAAUCAAGGGAGUGUUACCAACGACAGCUCUUGCAAUCCUCAACAGUCUUUUACCUCCAUGGCUUCGUUUCCACGCACGAAUGAGUGGAGUUCCAACUAGAAACCUAAUUGAGCUGAGUCUGAUGACCCGUUUCUUCAUUUUCAUGAUCGUUCAGAAUUUCAUCAUUUUGACUGUUCUCGCAGGCAUUCAGCAAAACUUGGAUGCGUUCUGGGAUGAUGUGAAAGAACCAAAAAAGUUUGUUCAGGAUAUUUCCAGUGCAAUUCCACGCGCGUCUUCUUUCUAUCUUUCGUAUAUGGCCCUUAUUGGUCUGAGUGCUUCGGCUGGAAUUUUCUCGCAGCUAAUUCCAUUACUUCUUUAUUACGUUAAAAUCAGGUUCCUCAGCUCAACACCACGGAAACUAUGGCACUUGCGAAAUGACUUUAAUUCACCUCCUUGGGGUACUCUGUAUCCAUCAACACUUUUUAUGACAGUAAUAGCGUUUGGAUACAUGGUGCUUCAACCAGUGACAAAUGGAUUUGCAUGUGUGGCAUUCUUCUUGUUAUAUUUGGCUUACCGCUAUUCGUACUUGUAUGUGUUUGACUGCAAACCUGUUAAGGAAACGGCUGGUCAAUUUUUUGUGAAGGCUAUUCACUUUACUUUUAUCAGCGCAUACGUUUCCAUAUUCGUUGUGGCCCUCAUGUAUUUUUUCAAAACAGGCGACAAUGCCUCGUUCGCUGCGAUGGGUGUCUUGACGAUUGUACUGGGCUUGCUCGUGGCUGCGUAUCACAUUUACAUGUAUGUGUGGUAUGAGAGGGAAAUGCAGAAGAUUCCCGAGCUUCUCGCUUCCAAGACGAACGAGCUGUCGUCCAAUCCCCUCAACGAUGGUGCUGGAGCACUGGUUUUGCCUGAAAAGGACGAAUACUAUGCUAACGCCGAACAAGAGAAACAACUGAUUCCACAAGGACCUCGUCCUCUCGGUCCAGAGUCCAAGGCACUUGCGCUCCAAAUGGAAGACCCUGGGCUGGAAGAAGAGAAGCAGCAGAUGCGUGAAAUUGAAACCAUGAAUGCCUUUUUCAAUCCUGCGCGCUUGAAGGACCAGAUGAUUCUUUGGUAUCCAAAUGAUAACUACGGUAUUGGUCGCUCGCAAAUGCUGGCCGACUACAGCGCGGGGUAUCAGUCCAGCGUCGAUAAUGCAUUUAUCAACGAGAAGUACAAGAUUGAUGAGAACGCUGACGUUCCUCCAGGUGAGAAGAAGUAA